This is a messenger RNA of Calidris pugnax (ruff), 1191 nucleotides long. RefSeq names its product zinc finger, C2HC-type containing 1B (gene ZC2HC1B). The record is from RefSeq and is a predicted model, not a curated record. The transcript is spliced from 10 exons. NCBI's taxonomy places the organism in Eukaryota, Metazoa, Chordata, Aves, Charadriiformes, Scolopacidae. The coding region runs from base 99 to 902 and encodes 267 amino acids.
GGAACUGUGAGCUUUUGAGUAAUGAAGACCCAUCGCCUUGUACUCCCAACUCCUGACAACAACAGGGAAGAGGAAAUCUGAGAAACCAUUCUCUUGAGAUGAGUCAGAUACCAGGAAAGGAGUUAAACAGAACAACUGCCCAAAGGCAAGAGCUGGUUCCUUGUACAACCUGUGGAAGACGUUUUGCUCAAGAUGUGCUGCUGAGACAUGAUCCCAUAUGCAAGAAGGUCUUCAACAAGAAGCGCAAGCCCUUCAACUCUUCGAAGCAGAGACUGCGGGGAAUAGAAAUCUCCACGGUGAAGAGGCAGCCCCCACCAAAGAAACGGCCAGGGAAGAAAUCUAACUGGAGGCAGCACCAUGAGGAUUUUAUCAAUGCUAUUCGAUCAGCCAAGCAGGUCACAAAAGCUCUGAAGGAGGGCCGUCCUCUUCCGCCUCCUCCCCCGCCAAGCAUCAAUCCAGACUAUAUUCAGUGUCCACACUGCUUACGAAGAUUUAAUGAGGCUGCAGCAGAGAGGCACAUGAAGUUUUGUGAAGAACAGGCUCUCCACCGUGCCUUUGCUGCCAAGAUCACCCAACGGCCUUUGGGCAAGCAGCCAGCGACUCAGAAGAAGCCCCCACCCUUAACAAGUGCGGUGUUAGCGCUUCAGAAGAGAGUACAAGAAGGUGCCAAUACAGACAAACCUGUGCCAAAGAACCCUCCAGGAAUGCUGCAGAAAGCCAGAAAACCUUUGGAUGUAUCUCCUGGGAAAAAUUCUUCAGGAGAGUUUGGACUGGCUGUGGAAAAACUCUUGGGAAUUAACAGUGACCCACUGAUUAGGAAAACAGAGUCCCAACAGGAAAAGCUGGCAGAAGGAGUUAUUUCCAGCCCUAGGAAAGACGGCAGGAGAUGCGCGCAGCCGUAACGGGAUCUUCUUCAUUUAACAACGGGGAACAAGGAGUUCUACAGGAGCCCGGAAUCUGCCGUGUCCCAUCCAGCCAUGCCUGCCCAAAUCUUGCCUUGGACUGGACUAUGACCUCCUCUGACAAAUACUUUCAGUCAAUAAUACAACAAAUAGAAAAAGAGAGGAGUGGUUAUGCUCACUGGUUAAAGAUCCAUUAGUUAUUUAAAAAAAAAAGAAGAAAAAUAACACUGGGGUCAUGAUUUACAUGACUCCCUGGUCCUGUACACAGUUUUGUUCAGCUAUAAUAAAA